CACACACACACACACACACACACACACUCACUCACUCACUCACUCACUCACUCACACAGACACACACACACGACAAAAAGAGGAUCGCGACCAUUCGCGGGUUGGUGUCUUCAUGGAUCGGCGUAAUGGCGGCACUAGUUUGGCGCCCCCAAGGCCCCCGAAAUCGUUGCCCCGCGUCCAUCGCCCUCGGGCGCCAGAUCCAAACUCUUCCAACGCUAGCAGUAGUAGAAGUAAUAGUAGCACUAGUAACACUAGUAAUAGUACCAGCAGCAGUAGUACUAGCAGUAGGAGUAAUAGUAAUCUAAAUAAUAAUAAUAGUAGUAGUCAUAGUAGCAGCAGUAGAAGUGGUAGUAGUCAUCCUCCCCCUCAACCAAUUCCUCCCCCUCAUCAUCAUCAUCAUCAUCAUAAUCAUCCGCAUCAGCAGAGCAAUCGAAGCAUCGGCAGCAACUCUUCCACGUUGUCCUCCGUAUCGUCGAGCUCGUCGACGGCGGCACUCCUAAGGCCACAGAUUGCACCCCUGGUACCACUGCACACACGAUCAACGACACCUCCCCCACCGCCUCUGCCGCCGCACCAGCGACCAACGUCGCCGGCCGGGAGCAUCGGCCACGGAAGCACCUUUGCCCGCCGUCGCCUCAGUCCAGCCACCAGUCCACCGUUGCAUCCGCAUCCGCACCUAACAAGUAUUCCUCCGCUAGGGGCAUCCGAAUCGAUGGCCACCGGUGCCACAACCACCACCGGCACGCCACAGGUACUACUACUCCCUGUCGAUCAACCGAUCGUAGGCGGAGUCGCCUCUAACACUUCCUCCAACCCAACGACCCCGGUGACGCUGGCCGCGCCCAGGCCAGAGAACGAACGACUUGCAAACGAGUACGUCGAUACGCCGUUUGGCCGGGGCAAUGGGGUAGCAGCUGGUGGUGCCAACAUUCCAUCGACGGGAGCCCUGACCGGGCUGGCGCCGGGUGCGCAACAGCUUCGAAACCUGUCACUGCUCUCUGGCGAAGGUGCCGUAGUGACUGUCAUUACGGGACAGCCGCGGCCAACGCACGAUCGGUCACGAUCGCCCAUCACUGGCGUCGGUGGCAACAGUGACUCAAUUAUCCGUGCGAUCAAGAGUACCGAGGGCCGACAAGACGUCACGUCAACGAUCACCGGUAGCGGCCAGUCGUUGACGAAUGCUGGCGGAAUUGCGCGCAAUCCAAGUAUCAUUACCAAACAGCCGACGAAGAAGAAGGAUGGCUCCGACCGGCACGAGCUGCUGGAGCUGGAGCUGCAGCACCACCACCACCAUCAUCAUCGGCACCAUGGCCGAUCGGCGGUGGCGACGGUGGGUGGUGGCGCGCCCGGUACCCUCGGCACGGUCGGGGCAGCCGGUUCCGACGGUCUGAUAGGCAUUGGGUCGAUUACAUGUCCACGCUGUCGGCGCUGCCGCUGUGAGGAGUGUCAAAAGCCGCGACCACUGCCGUCGCACUGGCUCUGCGACAAAAGCUGCCUGUGCAGUGCGGAAACAAUCAUCGACUACGCGUCCUGUCUGUGCUGCGUAAAGGCACUCUACUACCACUGCUCGAAGGAGCACGAGUUCGAGCGGGAGGUGGUGGGCCCGGACGGUACGAUUGAGACGGAGACCGUGUCGUGUGCAGACGAUCCAUGUUCCUGUGUGCCGCACAAGCGUACGACCCGCUGGGGCUGUCUGGGGGCACUCUCGGUGGCAUUGCCCUGUCUCUGGUGCUACUGGCCGAUGCGCGGCUGCGUGGCCAUCUGUGCCCGCUGCUACGCCAAACAUUCCCGCCACGGUUGCCGCUGCACGCAGCAUCCCGCCGCUCCUUCGGCCAGCUUCCCACCGGGAAGCGCACUGAGCGGAGCCGGCGGCAUCCUCAACGGUUCCAUGUUUGCUAGCGGUGGUGGCAAUGGAGGCGGAGUGAGUGUGGGCAGUUUAGAGGAGCACGAAUCAAGGGUGAAGGGCGAUCCGGCCGAUGGUGACUCGCCACUGCAACAUUUGCACCACCAUUUGCGCCACCAUCUGCACCACCAGCAUCGCUCGGGUACAUCCACCGACCUAACCACGCCCGAGAAGCGGCUACUCGAUUCCAGCAACGAUACCUACUGACGGUGGUGGGACUGUUGGUCGCGCGGCGAUCAUACCAAGCACUCUGGCAGUGACGAAAUUGACGGUGAGGAUGAGUACAGCAGUAACUGUGGGUGCGCUCGGGAUGCGAUAGCCGAUGAUCGCGAUGACGACACCGACGACGAUUCGUCGAUGAUCAUGAUGAUGUUGCACCUGUAGAAUGAGCAUACAUUCAAACCCUGUUCAUUCAUCCAUUUAUCCUUACCCCACCACACACCGUCCUCUUUCUGAUUCCCGUUAGUGCUAUGUAGCUAUGUACCACUUCUACCGUUGCACCCUGUUAUGCAGGAAUGUGCUUCCGUUCCAGGAGGCUACUCUGAAGAUCGUAUGUCAAAUUCAACGUUCGUGUUUGUGUGUUAUUGUAGCCAACAACAAUCCCUUCCAUCCUAAAACCCCAUCCCUUCUCACGUUCUUAAUUCAUUCAUUUUUUGUUUAAACAAAGAUGCAAAAGGAUCAAACUGGAUCGUACGCGUGGUAUUGUAAAUUGGUUUCAAACAACAACAACAACAACAACAGCAUAUGCGUUAGUUAGUUUCCAUUCAUCCAUUCAUCAUGCUCGACACCUGGCCUGGAACGAAGGAGCAGGAAGUUGGAGAUCAUCUCAUCCCUUGCGUUGAGAUGGUAGGAAUCUCGUACAUCUCUCUUGGGAUGGCACGUCUGGCAGUCUGUUCCAGCUUGGCUCAAAUGUGUCCCGGGCACAUGUCGUCAAGGCCCUGCGCUUUACAAAUGGUGUUGAGCCUUUAAUUUGCCUUUCGAGGAAGCGAAAGUAAUGAAGCAUUCAAUCUUCUCCUGCUCCUUUUCCUGCUCCUUUAUGAUGAAUGCAUGCCUUAGCAUUGAAGAGGGAAAAAAAUCCGCACCAAAAGCCAAAUGUUUCAUCAAUGGCUAGCAUAUUGAUUCCAAUCACCAAGGGCAAAGGAACUGCCGAAGAGGGCAGCCAGCUCACCAUUAUUGUGCCAUGCUCUGGCAACUUGUGGCAAUGCGUUUGAGGAUUCGACCUGAUCAUCGGACCGGUGUAUCCGACCGAGGCGAAGAGCGCAAAGCAAACUCGACCAAAUUCCGAUCCGAUGCGCCCCCGGCGGGAUGUGCGUGUACCAUCUGUUAAACAAAGCGGGAACGAUGCGGGCAUCAAAGCACGCUAACGAUUUCUCUCAUCUGCCCAGUACCGGGAAAAUUCUUUGCAGCAUCUCAUAUUCCUACCAUCCCGGACACACGUAUGCGUGCGCGUGUGUGUGUGUGUGCGUAUGAAUUGGUAGAAUAUGUUGUUGCAUUUUUUUUUUGCUCUGUGCCAGACAGAGAAAACCACCAUACCGCACUUUGUGUGCGUGUGCGUGUUGUGUAUGUUUUUGUUCUUUUUCUCCCUUUAAGGAUCUCCGUUUCGAAAUCGAGACACAUAUUUCCUAGAAACUAAUAUUGUCCCUGUGUUUCGUUACUAUACCCAUCCGGCUAAAGGGAAGCGGAUCUCUCAGCGCAACCCAGGCAACCGACAACCAACACCAAGCACCAACAACAGCGGGCCCUGUACAGCGUCAGCAAAGAAUGCCAUCAAACAAGUAUCCUUGCCGUGCCCUGUGCAUUGUUACAGUGCAUGUACACACGUUCCGUUCCCGCCAAAAUGCAUCGUUUUAUAUCAUUAUGAUCUUUUUUUUGUUAUUGCUAGCCAACCACGCAGCUUUGCCAUGUGUGUGCGCGCGCGCGCGCGCGAUCGUUUCCGCAUGUUUUCCAUCGCGUUCAGCUUGUUUUUGUUUGUUCUUUGCGAAAUGGAUCACAUGCUACGCCGUUGUUCUGCUUUCGUGAGGAUCAUCAUCAUGAUCGUCUAGAACGUACGUAAACGUAAGCAAACGAACGGGUGACGGUUGUGCGCCAAACCGCCAACAGGUCCAUCGCUUAAACCUUCCCCCCUGCCACGUGCGUCAUCGGUAGGAUUGCGACGCGGGACCCGGGAAUAGAGCAAAUCCUCCGGUGUUUUGAGUUUUUGUUUUCUUCGGGUUUCUUCGCGGCCUCAGCACGCCUAGAACGUUAUUACGUCCAUUUUUUAAUAGGAAUUUGACCGAUUUCUCUCUGCCACAAAUCCGGCACCACCAGUGCUUCCUCCCGUUCCCAGUGCCAAUGCAAUGUGUGGGACGGGUUUCGGCAGUACGUGCGCAAAUGGUGUGUUGUGAAAUGUUGUGCGCCACAGUGUCCGUUUCUAUCUCUGCGCUUCAAGCAAACGUGUGUGUGAGUUUGAGUCGGAAAACCCACCCGGUCCGGGCGGCAAAGGGCAGAUGAAAAUUUAAAAAUAAAAUUCAUUCAUAAAGUUUCCUGCUUCUACUCCCUUUUCCUUAGGGUCUGGGGGGACACUCUAUCACAGAUCACCAGUCAGCACACUAACACUGCUAGCGCGCAUUUUUUUUUACUCAGUGUGUAAAUAUACAAAUUUGAUCCUUUGGGUUGUUUUGACGACGGUGAAUAGAAAUGUGUCCACACCGACAACCGGAUGCCCUCGAUUUGUUAGAUGCCGAUGUAUCGUUGCCAGUUGCAUGCAUCGGAUAGCUUUUGUUGGAUAAUCGCCAAAACAAACGAAUUCAUUUGACGGGACACAUCUACUUCAAGCGCUUAGUGCAUGUAACUGCUGUUGGGCCUUUUGGGUGAACUUUAACUUAUUUCAAUAGCGUUUAAUAACCACGUACAAUUCUCCAUCCAUCAUUCCACGGUUGCACGCACGAUCCAGCCGUAGUAUCCUGUUGCUAUACCAUUUUAUCACCCUCUAUUACCAACGUAAUCCCCCAAAUUCAUCCUUCUACUACUUCACACGCAUAGCACACAAACUCGAACGCGAUCCGGCUGGAGCAGGGAAGCGAACAAAAAGAAAAGAACGAAAAGAAGACAAGCAAAGGUGAAGGUGAAAAAACAAAACCGAUAAAACAAAGCGAGCGAACUCAAGAUUUCGAGUAGGAUUUAAUUUCCAGUAUUAUCUAGUCGUGCAUUAUAGUGUUGUAAAAAAAGAGAAGGAAAAAAGUGAAAACGAAUUAAACAAGAGCGCAAGAAUAAAGCGAGGAGAUGCGAAGAUGAAUAGUAACGCUAUAAACCUAACUACUAAACACAAGCCAAACACAGGCGUGUUGGUCGAUGAGCGCCGAUUAUUGGCCCCCCAAUUGGGAAAAAGAUGCGGGACUGAAGUAUAUGCAAAGAAAAAAAUAGAUUUGAAAAAUGCAUCAACAACCGGUCAAGAUAAAAUUACGGGAAAUUACAUACAGCAGUGCAAGAAAAUCGGCCCAGACAAGUGCUGACAGUAAUCAUGUCGAAUGUCAGAUGUAAGUAAUGAAUUAUGAUGGUAGGGAAGCGAAAUGUGUGUGCGCUUGUCGUGCACAUUUUGCCGUGUUGAUAUGUUUUUCGUUUUUAAUUAUUAUUAUUAUCAUCAUUAUUAUUUUAUUAUUAUUAUUAUUAAUAUUAUUAAUAUUAUUAUUAUUAUUAUUAUUAUUAUAUUAUUACGGUUAUUAUUAUUAUUAUUUUAAUCUCGGAACAGAAGCCAAUCUUCGAUCAUUAAAUGUCAAUAAAUCGUUGAUCCUUAUAUAUAUAUAUACACACACACAUAUAUGUAUGUCACGCGUACUGGAAACGCUGCGGGUUGCGGCUGUUGUUGGAUAGUUGUUGUUUUAUUUGCUUAUUUGUAACUUCCAAGUGGUAUUCUAUACAGCAAAACCAUACAAAUUGUAACACAAACGUAAUGGCUUUUGGGAGGAACGCGUGUAUAUGUGCGCUUCACUCUUUUCCCUUCUCGCGCGCGCGCACGCGAGUGUAAAGUGUGUUGCACGAACAGGAGAGAUAGUACGUGUCUUAUACUAUAUGUUUAUAUACGAUUAAGCAGAGGAAGCAUAUUAAAGUUAUUAUUUCAUAUGCAUAUGUUAAGCAUUUCUGCCUGUCGACCUAUUUGCAUGUAGUGAGGAGACCAUGAAACAAGGAUGUAUAUGUAUUUGUAUGUAUUGGCUAAGCUGGAAGGAUCGGGUGUGCCCCAAAAAACCGCACACAAACGCCCUAUGAAAGUAGAAGUGAUUGGAAGGAAGGGAGGAAAGGGGGGAGGAAGCGCGCGCGCGCGCGCGUGCAGCAGAAAGGAAAUCCCAUGACGCUUUAAAACAUUAAGAGAGGAAAGGAUCGAAGGAACCUUAGCAUAACUUGUAAAAAGCAUUAAACACACCCAUAUAAACACACAGACACAAUCCCGCCGCGUAACACGCGCGCAUCCGCGCAAUGCGCCUAAGGUCGGCUAGGGUGCAGCGCUUCGUUAAUGAACGCGAUUGUAAUAUAUAAUAAGAACAAUAGCGAGAGAAUGAGAAAAAGAGAAAGAGAGAAUGAGAAAGAGAAAAUAAAUUAUUUAGCUAACAAAUCGAAUCAUAACAAUCGAACAACACAAGAUGCACAAAUUCAUUCCGAGUGUGUACGUACAUCGGCCGCUCGGUGUUUGCUGUGGAAAGAAAAGAAAAUGCAAACGGUGCGCGGUUGCGGUUGUAUUGUCUGGGUUGGUUGGUCAUUCGUACACCCCACCAUUUCACCGUCGCUUCCUCCUACGUUCCCUUUAUUUCGCCUGAUAACAGCAUUGAUAUCGUUUAGACCAUCGUUGUGAUUAUGGUUUUGUAUUUUGAUUUCUACCUUCUACCUGUCGAAUCCCUUCUCAUCCCGCGGAUCCUACUUGUUUUCGACUGUCCUCCAUCCGCUUCCGCUAUUGUAUUGUUUUGUUUUGGCAGUAGAAGAAAUAAGAAGACGAAAUUGUGGGCCUUUAUUGAAACGCAUUGUGACGAAGCAAUUAGUAUGAGUGUCGUAACCGAACGUUAGAUAAGAUGAUGUUAAUAUCCAACACUUGCGAUAGCGAUGCACUAUGGGAGAGGAUGAGGCAGCACGGCAAUUCGCGACCACCUCAAGAUACCUGAUAGGGAAUGAUUGAACUGAAUAAAUGAAUGAAAGUUACAAAACACACACACACACACACACACACACACACACACACACACACACACACACACACACACACACACACACACCCUCAAUGUUGCUAAACAUUCAAUCGCACAAUUCAGACUGAUUUAAAUGAGGAGAUCGUAUGAUCGUGUACUGAGAGGAUCAACACCUUUUGGCAUGAUGGAUGCAAAAGAAGAUACGCCAAAUGCGUUGUUGAUGCAAGGAAAGGAUGUCGAAAACGUUGCAAAGGACUGAAACACUGCAUACACUACCAUGUAGGGAGGGAGGCGAAUACAAUUCGUACAGCAGUGCUACAAGCAAGGCAAAUACAUUGAAAUGAUGUGAUGCAAAUACAAAGCAAAUAAUGAAUCAGAACUGAAUUGUGCAAAACAAAACAAAGGUCCCUUUGGUUGAUAGUGUAAAAGUACACACUUUCAAAUUGAACAUAAAUGUAACAAAAAGCACACACAAGUACAUAGAUGGAAUCUAUCAUCAACAUGUAAAAUCACUAAGCAACAAAAUGAUCGAUGAAUCAAACUUGGUAACGAAGAAGACUUUUACAAUGAGAAACUAUAUUUAGCAUUGUUCUUAGCAAAAGGGGUGAACAAGGUGUAAACUGUAUAGGGGAAGAGAAUCGAAAUCGAAAAAUUAAAACAAAAUAUGUGUAUAAAACUAAGCCAACAAAACAGAACAGAUGGGUGGGUAGAUAGGAUAAGGGAAAGGAUGGCGUGAACAAGUGAAGCGUAUUGGUUGAAACCAUAUAUUCUAAAACCGACUAAUUGGACAGAAUAAAAACAAAAGAGAAUAGAAAACUAAACUAAAAAAACGCACACACACACUACAACUAAAAACCAAACCCAAUGUAAAAUCGUGUGCUGUAUUUGCAAUGUAUUUACCUUUUUAUGUUGUUACUGAGCAAAAGCGCGGAAAACCAAAACAAAACACUUACCACUUACCUGUGCAACUGUGUAAUUUUGCCUAAAAUGCAAUUGUAAUACUUACAUACCUGAGCUAUAGUGGAGGUGGUGUGUGUGUGUGUGUGUGUGUGUGUGUGUGUGUGUGUGUGUGUGUGUGUGUGUGUGUGUGUGUGUGUGUGUGUGUGUGUGUGUGUGUGUGUGUGUGUGUGUGUGUGUGUGUGUGUGUGUGUGUGUUGAAGUGGUAUAACAUAACCGAUUUUCAUGUUAUAGCGACUGAGGUGAGGUGAUUUCGAACGGUCGAUAGCUUAUUUUCGUUAGUCAUUUGUGGGUGUGCAAGAUGUGAGUAGCAGAGAGCAUAUAAAACCCUAUUUUGUGGCAAGCCUAAAUGUAAUAAUGUUUUCAUCCAUCAGACAACACCAAUGAACUAAGAUAUUUACUAUAUAUUGCUACUAUUUACGAUGCGUACGCACUGUUAUGAUGAUGAUACAAUUAGAGAGAAAGAGAGAUGGUGAGAUGAAUAUCAUACUAUCACAUACCGCAUACAGACUCUGUAUUAACUGUGUGUAAUAAGUGCUGUCUGAGUGAAAGGUGCGAACAAGCAGCAGAUCCGAUCCUACAAAGAACCAUGCAGCACACACCCGUGAGGAGCCGAACGGAUCCGGCCAAACGGAGAAACCGAAGUUAUACCGACUAAUGAAUGAUUGUCUAGCUAUCACAAGCUAUCUGGCCAAACGGGUUGUGUUGUACCGUACCGUGAUUGUUCUCAAUGUUCCAAUGAAAGCAGAUACAAUUUUAAAUAGUAUUUAAACAUAAAUGUCCGCCAUCUACGAGCCGGUAGCCGUUUAUUUUUCUGUAGCCAAAAUUGUCCAAUAGGAACGCAACAACCCAAUAGCAAACAAACCAUUAGAACCAUUGUACUGAAAACAACGGAAUAUACGUGUGUGUGUGUCAUGUGUAAUAGCCGUUUCCUCACAGCUUAAAAAAAGAAAACAAACAAACAGCAAACACAUUUUUGCAUUGAUAAAUAAUGCUCUUGAAGGAGAAACAGAAUAUGCGCACCACAAACCGACCCCCCCCCCCUCAAACCCCCCCCCCCCCCGUCCCACCACUGUGGCAACCCGGGUGGAACGGGUAAACUAAUCACCACUUGCACACCAAUUAACGUUUAAGUAUCGCUUCGCCAUACACUGAACGCGAACGUAAGCCGCUUUAUUUCACUGUAAACUACGCGAUCGCGUAUGAGGAUCAGUUUUGCUACUCGGUAAUAACAACCAUUUAAAGCUUUUUUGUACAUGUCUGUAUAUAUGUAUUGUAUUAUUUCUAUGGUUUAUGAAAUAGAAACACAACACUGUAAUUAUUAUCUAUAUACUGUUUAUAAUAAUAACAUAAAGACCAA
Molecule: messenger RNA, 9370 nt
Organism: Anopheles merus
Lineage: Eukaryota; Metazoa; Arthropoda; Insecta; Diptera; Culicidae
Gene: sty
Product: protein sprouty
Exons: 2
Coding region: 113-2110 (665 amino acids)
Biological process (GO): negative regulation of Ras protein signal transduction; negative regulation of fibroblast growth factor receptor signaling pathway; multicellular organism development
Cellular component (GO): membrane; cytosol
Source: RefSeq, a predicted model, not a curated record